Botrytis deweyae is the source of this 702-nucleotide messenger RNA. RefSeq lists its product as uncharacterized. The transcript is spliced from 4 exons. Lineage: Eukaryota; Fungi; Ascomycota; Leotiomycetes; Helotiales; Sclerotiniaceae. The record is from RefSeq and is a predicted model, not a curated record. Bases 1 to 702 code for a protein of 233 amino acids.
AUGGGUUGUAUGAACACAGCAAAACAACGCGCCAAGAAGGCCAAAAAGCUUAAAGAUCUCGAAGUGUCAGCAUUCUCAAGGGCUAAGAGAAUCAUUCCAGAAUCAGGAGCCCUAAAGACACUAUGGGUGAAGCAGUUUUUUGACAUCCUUCUAAAAGAUGUACCAGGAGAAAACUUUGCAGAAUCAGAGGAAAGCACUGUGCAGAACGUUGUAGCUGCAAUUUGUCUGGGCCUCUCAAAUUCUGAGAAUUGGGCUCUUUCGCACAGUGCCACCAAGACUCCUCGGAUCUGGUCUAUAUGGUCUACCCUUUGGGGAAUCAGCAAACACAACAAAACUCGGCGCCAUAGAUCAAAAAAGAGCCUCAUAUCUCAACUCCAAUUCUGGAUGCCGCUCAAAUAUCGGGUGGCGCGAACUACAAACCUCGGGCAUGGUAGCGUUCUGGACUUUGAUGUUCUGUACCACACUCAUGGCAACACGCUAUUCUUGUCUCGCGAAGUCUAUCGAGAUGGUCUUAAAUAUGAUGAGGAAGAGAUGAGAUUAGCUGAAAAAGAAAAAUUAACCAAUUUGACUUGGUCUUUGGUGCAUCAUGUAGAGCAAGGUCAGCAUCAUGUUUCCCCUAUACUACAUAGUCUUCUAAGCUUCCACGUGAACUCAGACCGCCCAAGCCUUUUGGUAUGGGUCAAGAAUGGUAUGAUGCUGUAG